GAAUACGAUCAGCAGCUUUUUGCCUUGGAAAUGAAGACUGUGAAACGAUUCAAAUUCCUGCAGUUUUUAACGCGAUUACCAAUAAAAUUCAGUGUUUUUUUAAACGCCUAGAUUUUCUUACUUUAAACAAUUUGUUUAAGCGUAAGAUUGAUAGUAAAAUAUUCCGGGGUUCUAAUCAUUAG
This is a messenger RNA of Schistosoma turkestanicum, 182 nucleotides long. NCBI's taxonomy places the organism in Eukaryota, Metazoa, Platyhelminthes, Trematoda, Strigeidida, Schistosomatidae. The record is from the annotation of a GenBank genome assembly.